CUCUCACACAGCCCAACCUCCUCACGCAGCCUCACCUCCUCAAACAUCCCCACCCUCUCACACAGCCCCACCUCCUCAGACAGCCUCACCUCCUCACACAUCUCCACCCCCUCACAAAGCUCUAACACUUCCGUCUACUCUGUCAUUAAACCCCACCUGCCAGAAUUCCUUUGCCACAAUGCCACUGCCCCUCCCACUUCCCCCUGAAAGCCCUGCCCUCAUGCCCAACCCCACUUCUAUCCUCAAUUCUCCAACCACCUCCACCUCUCAGUAUGCUCUAGACACACUUCAGCUUCACUUGCUUGGUGAAUCCCUCCAUCCUCAGCAGAUGACCUUUGACCUUGACCCAGUAGGUGGUGCUGAUCUGUGUAAAGGAGCUGCUGAUGGAGAGUCAGCUGUGUGUGUGUUUAGACUGUGGCCUGCGUGUCCAUCUCGCUUGGCAUUAAUUACAGCUCUGAUUGCAUUCUUCAUCAUCGUCAGCAUCAUCAUCAUUGUUACAGUGAGGUUUGUGUCUUUCCCGACAAAAAUGAGAAACAACAGUAGCUCCUGUGACAGAAAGUGGAACUGCAGCCUGAUGCCAGUGCCUUCAUACUUACCUGAACUUCCUGUUAAUCAAACAUUGACCACUUCCUCAGACUGCACUGGUCCAGUGGAGGUUUUGGAGCGGAUCGUGGGCGGGAGUGUGGCCCGGCAUGGCCAAUGGGCAUGGCAGGCCAGCCUGCAGUGGAGAGGCCAGCACAUGUGUGGGGGGGCAAUAAUUACCCCAAACUGGGUCAUAACUGCUGCUCACUGCUUCACUGAGUAACACACACACACACACACACACACAUAUAUAAAUAUAUAUAUAUAUAUAUGACUCAAUCCCAUAAUGUUUCUGUCUCUCUGAGGUAUGAACUAACGCUGGAAGCUGAUUGGCAGGUUGUGGUCAAUACAGUCAUGGUGUCUGAUUUGUCACACGGUCAGCGCUACAACACACUGCGCAUACUAACACACCCCAAAUACUCAAAAGAAACCAAUGACUACGACCUUGGCCUGCUGCUCACACACACUGCCAUGAGGAUGGGGGACAGUGUGCGACCUGUGUGUUUGCCAGUUGUUCCUCAAUCAUUCCCUGUCGGCUUGUCCUGCUGGGUCACAGGGUGGGGCUCCACCCAUGAAGGAGGCUCAGUGUCGGCUCAGCUCAGACAGGCACAGGUUCAAAUUAUUAAUCAGACAGUGUGCUCUCGUUCCUCAGUCUAUGGUUCCUACAUCACUCCCAGAAUGCUUUGCGCUGGGGACAUGAAGGGCGGAGUCGAUGCCUGCCAGGGGGACAGUGGGGGGCCCCUGGUAUGUGAGAUGGCUGAUGGGGAUUGGCGGCUGGCUGGUGUGGUCAGUUGGGGUGAUGGAUGUGCACGGCCAAAUAAACCUGGAGUUUAUGCACGAGUGACAUCACUACUGCAGUGGAUUAAACAACACACACAGGAAGGGGAGGCAAGUGGAUCAGCAGGCAGCACAGUGAUGCCUUAUACAUCUCUAUAACAGUUGAAAUGUUGUAUUAAUGAGUUAUAAACAUAUCAUUAGCUUUAAUAUGUUGUGUUUGGAGGAACUGUGGGAAUGUCCUGUCCUGAACACUAGCACAGGCUAAAUGAUGUUUUGAUAUCCUUUUCUUUUAUGUAGAAUAAUUCAUUAUUUGCUUAUUGACUGAUUAAUCACAUAACCUUUUUGAGAUAUCUCAGGUGUGUUUGAUGUAUGAGGUAUGACCCAUUAUUAAAUAUACUUUUAUUAGAGUAUUAUAAAUCACACAGUGUUAUUCACACAAAACUGUGUGUGUGUUUUAGUGUAGUAACAGUAGUUUCAGUUUAAUUAUUUCUAGAAUUUUCGGUAGCCUAUGUGUUUUAGGUGUUCUCUG
Hemibagrus wyckioides is the source of this 1888-nucleotide messenger RNA. RefSeq names its product transmembrane protease serine 5-like. Gene Ontology annotation, biological process: proteolysis. The record is from RefSeq and is a predicted model, not a curated record. The transcript is spliced from 8 exons. Bases 853 to 1518 code for a protein of 221 amino acids. Gene Ontology annotation, molecular function: serine-type endopeptidase activity. NCBI's taxonomy places the organism in Eukaryota, Metazoa, Chordata, Actinopteri, Siluriformes, Bagridae.